AUGCGCUCACACCGCAAAAAGAACACAUUUCGCCAGGGAAUCCCUCAUCGAGCAGAGAGGCACGGCGACCGAGGGACACACUUUGGCUACGAUGGCCGUGUGCUGGCCCAGAAGCUGGUCAACGUCCAUCCAGCGAAGCGGCCCAGGCUCGGGGUGGCAGACUCGUUGGGGUCUUGGCUUCCGUUUGGCGAGGAGGGUUGGCAGGAUUCAGCCUCUCUCGCUGACGAGAUCGUCGUACAGGUCCCAGACGUGAGUGGGCAUGGGCGCAAGCGCUACAUGAGCUCCGACAACCCUAUGGCUCUAUGGCGCAACAAAAUGGACCUCUUUCUUGACGAACUCCUGCGUGGGGAGGGUCUGGGCCGUGGAUACGAUGGAGCGUGUUGCGCACAAUUGCGGGCGUUUUCUGCAAUGCGAAAGCUGUUUGCGGGGAACACCACAAGCACUUGGCCCUUCAUCGUCCACAGGUGUGGACUGGCGAAUUCUGGGCUGAAUGUUCCUUGUACAACGAUGCUGAGGCACACACCUCGCUGGGUCAGAACCCUGGUGGUGCUCGAUGUCCACGGCAUUUUCCAGGUUACUGUGAGAUUUUGCGGCUGUAGUCUAAAUCUUCGACAUCGACACGGCCACAUUUCACAACUUCUCGAUAAUGCGUGGUACCCGGCUACCACGAGCAAUCCAUCUACUUGCGCCACGUUUGCCGUUUUGGACCUUUUUCGAUUACUCAAGGUGGUGGGCAAUGUCAACGCAAACGACUUUGUGCGAAGCCUCGAACGACUCUGCAACCCUACAAUGACGCGAAAAGUGCAGGAUCGAUAUAAGGCGUUCAUGCGAAUGGCACGACAAUACGAAUUCCUCAUCCGAGCGAAGCGUGCGGGCCGGGGGCAUGACCCUGAAGGCCUGGCCAAAACACUGGCCGGUGGGCUUGCCGUUGCCUGUUGGGCAUGUCCAGAGCCGGGUCGCAACUUACCAGACGGCUGGGAGAAUGUGCCGGAGAAGGAGGCUUUUUUGUAUGCUUUGAUGCUCGCAACGGACGCCAAUUUCCGUUUAAAGAAUCUAAUCCGGGCCAACGAGCGCGACGACCCAUCGUUGUGUUCCGGCAUGGGAUAUUUCGUACUCGACGAGCCAUACAAGUCCCACCUGCGGAACUACGUCGUCGAAGAAGAUACAAGUACUUGCAUCGCGUUCCAGGCGCUAAUGCAAAAGGAGACAAAACUCACGACCGGCUUGCGGGUUUCAGGCGUGGGCGGCUGCGUUUGUGCUCGCCAUGGAGUUGUGCGUCCGCUGGGAUUGGGGGAUUUGCAGAAGGGGGAAAGAUACGCUAACAUGGAUUGGAUUUUCCUAUCCGCUGUGGGCGGCGUCUGUGUAAGACGACUUGUGGUGUCGUACGACAUCGCUUGUCAGUGGAAGCAGCGUCUUAUGCUGCGAGCGAAGUUGUUGGUAAAGGGCGAGGAUACGCGGUUGAAGGAGAUAGAGGAGCGGAUGGGCACCGAAAACGUGGAAGCCUUAGGGCUUAAUGGUUCACAUGCGAUCAAAACCAAGCUCGACAGCUACAAGAUCCAGUUCGUGUUGCCUGUUUGGCACGCGGCUGCCCACGAAACAAGUUGUCAAGCUGCGAAUUCCUUGAGCCACGCAGUAGGAGUGGUGCGAACGGAUGGGGAGGGGAUCGAACGAACAUGGGCUAUCCUAAACCCUAUCGGUUUCUUGACGAAGGAGAUGGGAGCGGGCGGCCGCCACGAUACAAUCGAGGAGAAGGUGGAUCAUAUCAAUUUCGAGAAGAAUGUGAUGGAAGGGGAUACACUGGCACGGAAACUCAUCAUUGCCAUCGCUCAGCGGGACCAGCAAAUCGGAGAGUUCGAGGAGGUCGAUUCUUCUUUGACGAGCAAUAUGCGCGCAGAUUGGCAGGGCCGAUUGGACCGUUGGAAUGCCGAUCCUUCACAACAGAAUCCAUAUGUUUUGGAUGGUGCUUUUGUGGGACCUUCGGAAGCGAAGAUUGUGGCCGAUCUCAAACGAGCUGAGCUGGAGGACAUCCGCAUGGGGCGAGUGGAUGCGUUACUUGGUUCAAUGACCAGUGUCGCUUUCAUGAAGGCAGCGCUGCAGUUGGAGGAGAUGCAACGGCGAAUCAGCACAGAGGCCAAGACCCACAUUAUCAACUACCGCAAUGCGAAUGCAGUUGGGCAGGCGGCAUCAACGCGGUCAAACACGUUGAUCACGCGAAUCGAAGGGCAUGGAAGACGAGAAGUAACGAAAUACCGAAAGGCCUAUGAGGCCGGGCAUCGAUUGAAGGACGACUUUGCCCCCGAGUUCCAAGAGUUGCGAGAAGAGGAUAUACGGGUAAUGGGUGAAGAAGAGAGCGGCGCUGCGGCAAGGUCUGCGCUUGGGAGGGUUGGCAACAGCAGGCGUGCACGAAACGAGCCGACGGCGACAACACAGGCAGUACCUGUUUCGUGGAUAUGGCAGGUGGGCGGGCCGGAGCGGCUCCAUGAUGCGGUGUGGGUACAGUGGACCAAGGCACGGGCGAGGCGGGACCGUUGGGUGGAGGAGGUACAGCUGAUCCAGGAGGAAAUGCGCAGGGUCCUGCGCAGCCUGGAAACGGUUGAGGGGGGAGUGGCAAUCAAGGGAAUCAUAUCGUUCUGA
Mycena indigotica is the source of this 2634-nucleotide messenger RNA. RefSeq names its product CxC2 domain-containing protein. NCBI's taxonomy places the organism in Eukaryota, Fungi, Basidiomycota, Agaricomycetes, Agaricales, Mycenaceae. The record is from RefSeq and is a predicted model, not a curated record. The coding region runs from base 1 to 2634 and encodes 877 amino acids. The transcript is spliced from 15 exons.